AUGGUCGCUCGAGGAAAAUCAAGGUUGGCAGGCCUGGGCCUUUCCCUGCUGGGAGUGUGUCUGGGCACAUAUUUCGGCGUGGCCUUCGUUUGCGGCAAUGGCCGUCGGCCUAAUGCGCCUGCGACGCCACGGUCCCAGGUGGCCAUGAAGGUCGGCCCGGUGCCUAUCCAGCUGCCGUUCAUGAGUGAGCCCAUUGAUGGCUGGACCUUCGCGGUAUCCAUGAUGGGUCUCUUCUUGGCAGUCGCUGCUUUUGGCGCCUUCCAGGUUUGGAGGCUUAUGUUCAGUGACGAGCUGGGAAGCUACGAGGAGAUCAAAUGGGGAGGUGCACGGCCGCCCAAAGAGUAUGUGGAGGAGAUGAAGAGGAUCGAGGUAUCUGGACCUCAAGAGCGUGUCAACCGAGUGAGAGCCGUUCUUUUCGUUCUUGGCAUGAGCAUGUCGCUCAUGCCGCAACAUGUUCUGCGCUUGAAUCGAAGAUGUACAGAUGUGGAGUCGACGGUCAUGCUUCGGCCUAGCCGUGUGGAGGAUAGCAGCCCGGCGAGCACUUUGAGCAGAGAGAGAUCUCGGGUGCUUGACUCUCGAAGAUGGCAUAUGCUCUGCAUUUACAUGGCCCUGGGCAUCUUGAAUCAGACCCUGUGGCUUACCUUUGCUGCCAUUCCAGAUGCAACAGCCAGAAGAUAUGACAUUCCGGAACAGUACGUCGCGUCGUUAGCGGUGCUUUGCAAUGCCGUGUAUGUACCUGGCUCAUGGAUCUGUACGGCAAUCCUACGAAGCUCUGGACUUGCCAGAGUUAUCAAAUUCGCCUGCUGGCUACAGCUGCUGGGUAGCCUCAUACGCUUUUUAGCAGACGCAGCAUUUCGGCGCUGGUCAGGUCCCUUCGCCUUCCUGUUUCUCUUCAUCGGCCAAGGUGUUGCAGCACUGGCAUCCCCGCUCAUCAUGAACACACCCGCAGUUUUUGCGAACGCCUGGUUUGGCCGGCGUGAGCGCGAAGGGGUGCUGGCAGUGGGUGCAUUGCUUGGAUCCGCCAUUGCUGGCUUCGUUGUCACUGGCUAUGAAGCGGAGGGCACGGAGCAGCUCUUAGCAGGCCAAGCCUCAUUGAGCGCUCUGAUGGCUCUAUGGACCAUUGGGCAGUUCGUCGAUGCUCCGGGGGAGAGCUCGCAGGAAAUCCGCAGCGAGACUUUCAAGGAAGGUUGGAAGUUAAUGCGCCGGCUCAAUUUCUGUUUGAUUCUAAUUAUCUUCAACUGUGGCAUGGCCUUGGCAGCUGCGACGCUGACCUUGUUUGGAAAGAUUGCAAGCAACUGUGGCUACACCUCCACAGAAGCUGGCAUUGCAAGUGGCAUGUUCAUGGUUGGGGGAGUCGUUGGCUCACUCGCGACAGGUUCGCUGCUGGGAGCAACUCGAGCUUACCGCACAAUCCUCCGAUGUUCGAUUAUUUCCGCAGUCAUGUUCGGACUAGUGUUUCUUGUGAUGCUUCGUCCCGGCAACUUGCGUGGGCUCUUGAUCACCACAACCUUCUUCGGCACUUUCAUGAUGAGCGCUUUGCCGGCUUUGUUGUCAAACGCGGUGGAAGAGACGUACCCAACUCCUGCUGACAUCACCACAGCGCUGCUUUUCAAUUCUGCCAUAUUACUCCAGGUGUUCUUUAUCCCAUUAUCUCAAAGCGUCCUGACCAGUCAGGGAGAUACCUGUGCCUCGUGGGGCUCUGCUUACAGCGUCUUUGAGAUCUCCGUUGCUGGUGUCGGCUGCUUACUGCCAGCCCUACUGUACCACGGCAGGAACAACCGACUGCUAGCUGAGCUAGAAGAGGAGCAGAUGAACGAAGGAAGCUGA
Symbiodinium sp. CCMP2456 is the source of this 1827-nucleotide messenger RNA. The record is from the annotation of a GenBank genome assembly. Lineage: Eukaryota; Dinophyceae; Suessiales; Symbiodiniaceae.